UGAGGGUGUUGUAUUGCCAAUCUAACCUAUUAUUAAAUCCUCUCACAGAAACCCUUGCUCAUAAUAUAUUAUAAUAUUUCACAACCUUAAUCUAAACUAAACCAAACUUACAACACCUUACACGGUAAAUGGCGGCGAGUCGGUAGAGGUGUGGUGUAGGUCGUAGUUCUUAAUUGAGGUAUAUAUACUGGUGCUGUUUUAGUUGGAAGAUUAUUUAGUAGAGUAAAAGUAAAAGUUAAACAUCAUUGUAGCGCAAUGAGUGAUACCACGGCUUCCGAAGAUGAUGCCUCAAUUGAUAAAAAUGAAAUUGAAAAGCUAGGAGGCAAAUCUGGCGUCAUAUUUUUGAUCGACUGCAGACCAUCUAUGUUUUCUGAAUCGGUUAUCAAUUCAGAAAAUGUUAAAAUAACUAAAUUCAUAGCCGCGCUGCAGAACAGGUCUGCUGAAUAAGAUGGCUCCUCAGCAGCAGGACCUGAUUGGUUUGGUCUUGUUUGGAACUGCCAAAUGCAAUCCCAAAGAUAAACUGAAAAAUAUUUCACGUCCUCUGGAUCUUGCCCACCCAAAUGUGGAAUAUGUAAAGCAGAUUGAUUUGAUUAUGAGUGAUACAAAUGCUGCAUCACUACAGCGACCUUACAGUUCAUCAGAACACUGUUCCCUUGCAGAUGCUCUUUGGUAUUGCAGCUCCUUGUUUUCUCAAAGUGGAAGUAACUUUGAAGCAAAAAUAAUCCUGUUAUUUACGGAUGACAGUGAUCCUCACUCUACAGAUACCGAUCAAGCACACAAGGCACGAAAGAGAGCCAAAGAUUUGAAUCAACUGAACAUUUCACUUGAGUUGCUCCCAAUGGGGACCAAUUUUGAUUACUCAACAUUUUAUAAGGAGCUUGUGGAGAUUGUGAAUGGCUUCUCUGACACAGAAGUUGAUGUAACAUCGAAGCUGGAAGAACUCCUUGUACGAGUUAAGAGGUUGGAAUUCAGAACUAGACGCCAUGCCAAGUUGAAGUGGAAUUUGGGAAUGGGAGUUUCUGUAGGAGUCUCUCUGUACACAUUUUAUAGAGAGGCCAGUAUACUACCUAAGGAGCCUUUGUAUCGAGCUACGAAUGAGCCGGUUAGAAGUGUGAAACAAUCUCAUGAUCAGGCGACUGGACAGCUACUGUUGCCCUCCGAUGUUGUGAACUAUCUAACCGUAGCGGGAAAGGAUAUUGUCUUUACCAGUGAAGAAAAAGAAAUGAUGUAUAAGUUUGAAGAGCCUGAACUAACUUUGUUGGGUUUUGAGCCACUUACCUCUGCCAAGGAAGAUUUGCAUUUUGGCCCGUCUUCUUUUGCAUAUGCGGAAGAAACUUUGAUCAAAGGAAGCAAUGACCUUAUGGAAGGUCUGGUGAUGCAAGGUAUCGCCAAACAGAAGGUGGCACUGUGCCGCAUGACCUCACGAUACAGAGCCGCCACAAAAUAUGUGUACCUUUUUCCCCGUGAUGAGACGUUUGACAGUGCUGGAAACCUGCAAACUUCUCUUGGCUUUCAUGUGAUUCCUGUGCCAUAUUACAAUGAUGCCAGAGAACAAAAGUUUGGUGAAAAAUCACCUGAGGUUACGAGUUGUAAGGUUUAUCAAACACUUCCAGAUAAAGCCGCCCAGACAGAAAGAUUGGGUCCAUUAAACAAAGAGUUCAACAACGCUUGCUCACUGAAUGGGGAAGACAUCUCGACCUGCCCUGCGUCCAUACGACCUGCUCCAGACACAUCUGGUAGCCCAGCCAAGAAGGCCAAGAAGCCACUCCCCACAGAAGACCUGAUACAACAAAUUAAAUCUGCCAUACCCAAGAGAGAGGUAGACAGAUUUACUGUUGCUCAAAUCAAGGAGUUCCUUACCUAUCAUAAAAAAAAAAUGUGA
Messenger RNA from Homalodisca vitripennis (glassy-winged sharpshooter), 1882 nucleotides. Its product is annotated as X-ray repair cross-complementing protein 6-like. The transcript is spliced from 2 exons. Gene Ontology annotation, biological process: cellular response to gamma radiation; double-strand break repair via nonhomologous end joining; telomere maintenance. Gene Ontology annotation, molecular function: telomeric repeat DNA binding; double-stranded DNA binding; damaged DNA binding. The record is from RefSeq and is a predicted model, not a curated record. The coding region runs from base 449 to 1882 and encodes 477 amino acids. Gene Ontology annotation, cellular component: Ku70:Ku80 complex; nucleus. NCBI's taxonomy places the organism in Eukaryota, Metazoa, Arthropoda, Insecta, Hemiptera, Cicadellidae.